CUCGGCGCCGGAGCUGCCCCUAAGCUCUCGGGGUGGGCCAGGAUCCGUUUCCGGGAGUGGGAGCCGCCGCCUUCCUCAGGAGCACAAUGGCAGACACAGUCAGGAGGCGGAGGCUGAGGAGGCUAGCUUGCUGGGCCUUGAUGACUGUGCUCUUGGCAGACCUGUUGGCCCUAAGUGACACUCUGGCAGUGAUGUCUGUGGACCUGGGUAGUGAAUCCAUGAAGGUGGCCAUUGUCAAACCUGGAGUGCCCAUGGAAAUUGUCUUGAACAAGGAAUCCCGGAGGAAAACCCCAGUAACUGUGACCCUGAAAGAAAAUGAAAGGUUCUUUGGAGACUCUGCAGCAGGCAUGGCCAUCAAGAAUCCAAAGGCUACACUACGUUAUUUCCAGCACCUCCUGGGGAAGCAGGCAGAUAACCCCCAUGUGGCACUUUACCGGUCCCGUUUCCCAGAGCAUGAGCUAAGCUUUGAUCCACAGCGCCAGACUGUGUACUUCCAGAUCAGCCCGCAGCUGAAGUUCUCACCUGAGGAGGUGCUGGGCAUGAUUCUCAAUUACUCCCGUUCCCUGGCUGAGGAUUUUGCAGAGCAGCCCAUCAAGGAUGCAGUGAUCACCGUACCAGCCUUCUUCAACCAGGCUGAGCGCCGAGCUGUGCUGCAGGCUGCUCGCAUGGCUGGCCUGAAAGUGCUGCAACUCAUCAAUGACAACACUGCCACUGCCCUCAGCUACGGUGUCUUCCGCCGGAAAGAUAUCAACACCACCGCCCAGAAUGUCAUGUUCUAUGACAUGGGCUCUGGCAGCACCGUGUGCACCAUUGUGACCUACCAGACCGUAAAGACUAAGGAAGCUGGGAUGCAGCCACAGCUGCAGAUUCGGGGCGUAGGGUUUGACCGUACCCUGGGGGGCCUGGAGAUGGAGCUCCGGCUGCGUGAGCACCUGGCUGGGCUUUUCAAUGAGCAGCGCAAGGGUCAGAGAGCAAAAGAUGUACGGGAGAACCCACGUGCCAUGGCCAAGCUGCUGCGUGAGGCUAACCGGCUCAAAACCGUCCUGAGUGCCAACGCCGACCACAUGGCACAGAUCGAGGGCCUGAUGGACGAUGUGGACUUCAAGGCAAAAGUGACUCGAGUUGAGUUUGAGGAGUUGUGUGCAGACUUGUUUGAGCGGGUGCCUGGACCUGUACAGCAUGCCAUCCAGAGUGCUGAAAUGAGUUUGGAUGAGAUUGAGCAGGUGAUCCUGGUGGGUGGGGCCACUCGGGUCCCCAAAGUUCAGGAGGUACUGCUGAAGGCAGUGGGCAAAGAGGAGCUGGGAAAGAAUAUCAACGCAGACGAAGCUGCUGCAAUGGGGGCUGUGUACCAGGCAGCUGCACUCAGCAAAGCCUUCAAGGUGAAGCCAUUUGUUGUUCGAGAUGCGGUAGUCUACCCCAUCCUGGUGGAGUUCACAAGGGAAGUGGAGGAGGAGCCUGGGAUUCGCAAUCUGAAGCACAACAAACGUGUACUUUUCUCCCGGAUGGGGCCCUACCCUCAACGCAAAGUCAUCACCUUUAACCGCUACAGCCAUGAUUUCAACUUCCACAUCAACUAUGGUGACCUGGCCUUCCUGGGGCCUGAGGAUCUUAGGGUAUUUGGCUCCCAGAAUCUAACCACAGUGAAGCUAAAAGGUGUGGGUGAGAGCUUCAAGAAGUAUCCCGACUAUGAGUCCAAGGGCAUCAAGGCUCACUUCAACCUGGAUGAGAGUGGUGUGCUCAGUCUAGACAGGGUGGAAUCUGUAUUUGAGACGCUGGUGGAGGACAGCCCAGAAGAGGAGUCAACUCUCACCAAACUUGGCAACACCAUUUCCAGCCUGUUUGGAGGUGGUACCACACCAGAUGCCAAAGAGAAUGGUACUGAUGCAGUCCAGGAGGAAGAAGAAAGCCCUGCAGAGGGGGUCAAGGAGGAGCCUGGGGAGCAAGUAGAGCUCAAGGAGGAAGCCGAGGCCCCAGUGGAUACUUCUCAGCCCCCACCUCCUGAGCCUAAGGGGGAUGCAGCCCCUGAGGGAGAAAAGGCCACAGAAAAAGAAAAUGGAGACAAGUCUGAGGCCCAGAAGCCAAGUGAGAAGGAUGAGGCAGGGCCUGAGGGUGUCCCUCUGGCCCCAGAGGGAGAAAAGAAGCAGAAGUCUGCCAGGAAGCAGCGAAUGGUGGAGGAGAUCGGGGUGGAGCUGGUUGUUCUGGACCUGCCUGACUUACCAGAGGAUGAGCUGGCCCUUUCGGUGCAGAGACUUCAGGACUUGACACUCCGAGAUCUGGAAAAGCAGGAACGGGAGAAAGCUGCCAACAGCUUGGAAGCCUUCAUCUUUGAAACUCAGGACAAACUGUACCAGUCUGAGUACCAGGAAGUAUCCACAGAGGAGCAACGUGAGGAGAUCUUGGGGAAACUCAGUGCUGCGUCUACCUGGCUAGAGGAUGAAGGUUUCGGAGCUACCAUAGUGAUGUUAAAGGAGAAGCUGGCUGAGUUGAGGAAGCUGUGCCACGGGCUGUUUUUUCGGGUGGAAGAGCGCAAGAAGUGGCCUGAACGGCUGUCUGCCCUUGAUAAUCUCCUCAACCAUUCCAGCAUGUUCCUCAAGGGAGCCCGGCUCAUCCCAGAGAUGGACCAGAUCUUCACUGAGGUGGAGAUGACAACGUUAGAGAAAGUCAUCAACGAGACCUGGGCCUGGAAGAAUGCAACUGUGGCCGAACAGGCCAAGCUUCCCGCCACAGAGAAGCCCGUGUUGCUUUCAAAAGACAUUGAGGCCAAGAUGAUGACCUUGGACCGAGAGGUGCAGUAUCUGCUCAAUAAGGCCAAGUUUUCCAAGCCCCGGCCCCGGCCCAAGGACAAGAAUGGAACCCGGGUAGAGCCUCCUCUCAAUGCCAAUGCCAGUGACCAGGAGAAGAUCAUCCCUCCAGCAGGCCAGACUGAAGAUGCAAAACCCAUUUUAGAACCUGAGAAAGAAGAGACUCGAUCUGAACCAGGAGAUGCUGAGCCUCUGGAGUUAGGAGGUCCCGGAGCAGAACCCGAACAGAAGGAGCAGACUGCAGGACAAAAGCGGCCUUCGAAGAAUGAUGAACUAUAACCCCCACCUCCCGUCUCCCCCUUCACCUCCACCUCCUUCUCCCACCACCUCUAUUUAUUAAACAUCGAGGGUGGGAGGAGGGGUCGGUCCUGCCCUCGGACUCUGGUUCCUUUUCUCUUGCCCGUGACUGGAAGUGUGGAGAAGGGGAAGGGAGGGACAGCUCACCAGUUCCCUCUGCAUCAGCUCUGUGGUUAAAAACUGAAAUUGUUCCCUUUCCCAGUCCCACCCCCUGGUUCCCUACCCAUCCAGGCCCUAAAUUUGGGGAAAAUCACUAUUGUGUCUUAAUUCUUUGCCUGUGGGUAGAUUUGAGAUUGGCUGUCAGUGGUUGACAAGACCUGGUGGGGGAAGGAUGUCCUGGGAUACUGGGAGUUUCCUCUCUUCUCUGAUCACCCUUUUUUCCCUCCUUUCCUCUUCUGCUAUGAAAUUGACGUUCAUUCAAGCCAGUGUCUAGAGCCUCGGUACCAGGUUUGGUUUCCGAGUGUCUGUCUGUGCCCUUCCAUGUCUUCUCUUCCUUGCUCCGCCCUCCCAUUCCUGUCUAGCUCCUCUUCCCAUGGGUUCCUUGGCUUCCUGAUGUGAGUUGGGCAGUUCUCUGCCCCUUGCCCAAAGCCUUUCAUCUAGACUGGCUGAAGCAAAUCUGGAAGUAUCCUCACCUAUGUGUAUGACCUCUAAUGGCUGGAGUAGGGAGGUACAAGGUAAAGAAGGGAAUCCACCAUCUCUCCAGGGAGGUUGUUGUGUGCAGGCCGUGGAGCUCCUACCUGUGGGCUGUUGGGCCCAGGAAAGCCACAUGGAAUGAUUGGUGUGGGAUGCCAGCAUCCUGCAAGCUCUGUCAAAAUCUGCAUUUUUCCAGUAGCCUGGUACCCAGGUUCCUAUGAUUACCUGCCCCCUUCUCUCCUGCUGUACUGCUCCUCCCAGGCAGGGUCUUUCCCUUACCCCCUGCCCCCUGGGCUGACCAAAACGUGCUUUCUACUGUGAGCCCCUAACCCAACACCCUGGGGGAAGGAGAAACCAUGGUAUGAAUGUAAAAACGCCACCUCACUCUCUUGGAGGCAGGCCUUGUGGGUGAAGGAAGAGGGUCUGUGCUGGCCUUCCUCAUGGGCAUUGCUCUGCUAGGAUGGGGCCCCCAACCCACCGUGCGAUGCCUAGGGGGCCCGUCCUACAGUGUUCUGCCUGUAGCAGGAGCUAGGGCUGUCACCCCAGUUCUAAGACGAGCGAAUCUGGUUGUGUCAGUCAUUUUUUCUUUUUUUCUUUUUUUUGCCACAUUGGCAGAGAUGGGACCUAAGGGUUCCACCCCCUUCCCCACCCCCUUCUCUUCUGUAUGUUUGAGUCCUUUAAUUAGCAGUUGAAGCUGGUUGGACAGGUUUGAAUCAAAUUGUACUUUGCUCCAUUGUUAAUUGAGAAACUGUUUCAAUAAAAUAUUCUUUUCUACAA
This is a messenger RNA of Carlito syrichta (Philippine tarsier), 4508 nucleotides long. It is a transcript of the gene HYOU1, whose product is annotated as hypoxia up-regulated 1. Gene Ontology annotation, molecular function: ATP-dependent protein folding chaperone; ATP binding. Gene Ontology annotation, biological process: endoplasmic reticulum unfolded protein response; cellular response to hypoxia; negative regulation of hypoxia-induced intrinsic apoptotic signaling pathway. The record is from RefSeq and is a predicted model, not a curated record. Lineage: Eukaryota; Metazoa; Chordata; Mammalia; Primates; Tarsiidae. The transcript is spliced from 26 exons. Bases 87 to 3080 code for a protein of 997 amino acids. Gene Ontology annotation, cellular component: endoplasmic reticulum chaperone complex.